AUGACGGAUCUAACUGAUCUCCGCCAACACAAUCAACAACUGCAAACUCAACUUGCUGAAAUCAAUCAAGAUCGGGGCCUACAUGAGGGCGAUCGUAGAAUGGCAGAGAUGGUGGUAGAUUUUCAACCGUUCACGGAUGACAUUGCCAACACCACCGUCCCAGAUAAUUUGAAGACUUUGGUUCUUGAUUCAUACUUUGGAGAUUUUGACCCAAAGGAUCAUUUGGUGUACUUCAACACCAAAAUGGUUAUCGUGGGCGCUUCAGAUGCUCUGAAGUGUAAAAUGCUUCCUUCAACUCUCAAAAAGUCAGCAAUGACUUGGUUUACAACACUCCCACCGCGUUCAAUUGCUAGAUUUAUGGAUUUAUCUGCGAAAUUCUUGUCGCAAUUUUCAACUAGCCGCGCCCAGAAGUCAGGAAGUUUGAACAGCAGUUUAAGCCGUAAGCCCGUGGAAAAGAUGGUGGAAUUGCGAAGCAGGGUGCAAGGUUUUAUUCGGGAAGAGCAAAGUGAUCGCAUAAAGAGAAACCGCAAGAAUGCAGCGGUUACUGGCCAACAACAACAGUCGGAUUCGAAGAAGGCGACGAUUAAUGACCAGCGCUCCGGAGGAGCGGUUUCAAAAGGAGAAAGAAGUUACAACAAUACAAGUCGUUUUGAUAACCGCUCUAAUUUUCAAAAUCGUGCUCAGCCUUAUGGAAAUAGUGGUUAUGGACAAUCGAUGACGUGGACCAGAAACCAACAAGACAGGUCGACCCCACUUGCAGUUAAUUUAACUGAAGCCUUGCACAUGUGUUUAAAGGCUAACACGAUUCGUUUUCCAAAGCAACCGAAACGCCCGCCAAGCAACGUAGACAGAAAUAAGUGGUGCGAAUACCAUAGAAUUGCGAGACACAAUACUGAUGAUUGUUUUACCUUAAAGAAGGAGAUCGAGGCUUUGAUAAAAUGA
Molecule: messenger RNA, 942 nt
Organism: Lotus japonicus
Lineage: Eukaryota; Viridiplantae; Streptophyta; Magnoliopsida; Fabales; Fabaceae
Exons: 2
Coding region: 1-942 (313 amino acids)
Source: RefSeq, a predicted model, not a curated record